GCACAUUGCCAAGGCCGCAGACGUUCACGAUCUUAUAAAAGCUUUUUCCGUGUGAAUUUUUCUGCAUUGUAUUAUAUACCUAAACGGCUCAACCGCGAUAACCGACGUCGGUCACAUUCAUGCGAAUACCAUGGCUAACGCGAUUUUCCUCUCAAUAUCGGUGCUGUGCAGUGCGGGAUGGGCUUUAGGGCAGGAGGACGUGAUCAGAACCAGCUUGUUCCCGCCGCUUCCCGUCGCAGUCGCCAGGAGUUCGAAUACGGUGUGCAAGGAGCAUAGUGACCUUUAUGUGGAUAGCUUGAGGAACUACACUCUGUGGGCGUAUGAAAUGUGGGACGCGACAGCCAAAUCCCCAACAGGAGUGCUCAGAGGCAGCGUCUUCCAAAUGGGGCACUUCGAGCAAUGCCUCUCGGCGCGGGCUCCGUUUCCCGCCAAAUAUUGCCUGGCGACGCUCACGGCGAAUGUUCCAGAGCCCAGCCCGCCCAGGAAAGAUUUCCUUUCCCUAGAUUUCGAUCCGCAAGGCUCGGUAUUUCAUAGACUGUAUAAAUACGACGAUGUCUCGCAACAAGCUAGAAACUCAAUCAAGAUGGGCUGGUGUAUUCCUUCCUCGUGUUCUAUUUUGGACUUGGAGGAGUAUCUGAACCAGUAUUUGAAUAGAGUAGAUAACAGUUUGAAAAGACAGAACGUCACGUACACAGCGCAGUUUCACGAGGAGCUUUGUAAUACCAAAGCGGAAUCCCAGUACUUUGAUAAUGCUGAUAUCUCCUUUUGCCUCCUUACUGUGAUACUGAUCUUUAUGGUCUUCUUGGCGACAGCUUACGACUACAUAAGCAGCUACCAGACCAAAGACGAGAAGCCUUUAAAAAGGUCUAGACCUACCAAAUUGCUAAUGGCGUUUUCAGCAAGAGAGAACUUCCACGAACUGAACAAGACCGAGGACUCCAAUCCAGCUCUGGGAAUAUUGUAUGGGAUGAGGACGAUAUGUAUUCUGGCCAUCAUCAUGGAUCACAGAUUUGGAACUUUCAUCUCUGCCGCUAUUCUGAACUUCGACUAUUUAGAAUCGCAAUACAGAUCAUCGGUGGCCUGCGUACUUUUCCACGGCGACUUGUUCGUCGAUUCGUUCUUCCUGUUGAGCGGACUUCUGGUGGUGUACGUUCUGUUGAAUCAGUUCGAGAAAAGGAGGGUGAACCCCGGAUUCAUCGUGCUUCUAAGAUAUAUCAGAUUGACUCCAAUCUAUGCUUUUGUCAUAUUCUAUUACGCAACGAUUUUCAACCACUCCGGAGAGGGCCCGUUAUGGAAAGUGGUGGCAGGUGGAGAUUCCAAGGAUUGCAGAAAGAACUGGUGGACGAAUUUGCUGUACAUCAGCAACUAUGUCAACGCGGAUCAUAUGUGUAUGACCCACUCCUGGUACCUGCCGUGCGAUUUCCACUACUUCAUCAUCGCCGUAGCAGUGUGCCUGAUCAUCAACAAGGAACGCAAAGUAGGCCUCGGCACGCUGCUGAUCCUGACCAUCGUUUCCAUGGUGAUCCCAUUCGCUUUGACCAUCAUCUACCAACGACCCGGAUUGAUGCACUUUUAUCCGGAGUUCCUGACCGGACCGAAGACGUAUAUUGACUUCAAGCUGACUUACAGCAAGUCGCAUACGAGAGCUACCCCGUACUUCGUGGGAAUGUUCGCCGGGUACAUUUAUUAUAAGCUGAAGGGGACCAAUGCUCACGUUUGCUGGAGGAAGUCACUGAUGAUCAUAGGAGCAUCAUUGUCAGUCAUGUUGAUCUCCGUAUUCAGUGCAAAGGUCUUUUACGAUCCAUACCACCCCUACAACUCUAUCGAAGCAGCUAGCUACGCAGGACUUCAUAGGUUAGCUUGGGCAGUUGGAAGCGUAGGACUGCUCUAUGUAGCCAGCUUUGGACAUGCGAGUUUCUUCAGGAAAGUACUAUCAUGGCACCCAUGGAUACCACUCAGUAAACUGGUUUAUGGCGCGUAUUUGAUCCACAUGUCUUUCCAGCUCAGGUCUGCUGCUAAAUUCAUGAAUCCCAGGCAUCUAACAUACUUCGACGUGAUAAGCCUCUCGUUGUCAGAUAUGGUGCUGGCCUUCUCGUCGGCCCUGGGCCUCUUUUUGACGAUAGAAGCGCCGUUCAGGAAGAUCUUCAAAGAGCUCUUGAUGACUCCGAAAGAGAAAGACGGCAAAUCCACGACAGGAAGAAUGCAUUCCGGAGAUAACAUGAUCAACAACAACAACACCAGUGUUAACAAUAAUCACGAAGAUAGUCGGUUGUGAAUUUGUGGUUGUUAAUUUUUUUCGCCAAAAACAGUGUCAAAUAAGUAAGACUUUCAUCACCGCGUCUGGAUCGGGCUCCUUUAAUGAGUCUUGAAUCUGAUAAUCUCAUCAAGAGGUGUUUCCUUGGAUACAUUUAAGAAGCAAACUGCAAUACAGGUACUGCAUAUAAACAAGGUUACGGUUACGAUUGGCUUUGAACAUACAGGGUGUUAAGCCUUUUCUGAAAAAGGAUUGUAAUCAACCUUCAACCGAUUUUGAUAUAAUUUUGCAGCAGCAGGAUGGUUUACCGAAAUUUUAACUGAAAUCGUUUAAAAAAGCGCUUUAUUUGUUGAUACCAUAAAUUAACAUUAUCAUUUAGAUCGCUGGAAUUACAUGUAGUUGAAUGAAGAUGAGUUUAAACACUAAAAAAAUCAAUAACGACCUCAGGAACGACUUAAUCGCGUUCAACGCGUUCAUCUGAAAAUUGAAAUCAUGCUCAGGAAGAUUCUGCAAAAUUGCUAUCUUGUAAGGAUGGAAAAGAAGAUCAUCGUGAAGAAUCCUCCUCAUAGAAAGAUCGGAAAGUCGAACGACAGACGCAUGUUUGCGCGCAGAACAACAUUGAAUCUGUCACUGAAUCAGUAUUUUCAGGUGAUUUUACGGGGGACUCCAGUUCUUGACGUGUCACAAUUGGCGAUGUAUUUUAUUAGAACUCCGUAUAAAAGCGCAUUUUAACAUCUCUAGAUUAAAACUGCUCUGUUAUGAUAGCAAAAUGACUGUGAGUUGAAAUGUUAUUCUUCGACGGCUAUUUCUAAACUGGUGCUUUGCAACAAGGAAAAUUUUACCCAGAAUCAAAUCUCGAUAUUUUCGGAUCGGAAAGAGAUAUCGAGUUUAGGUGUUCGGGAGGCUCAAGACCAACUCUUUGAGAAUACAUGUAGAGUUCGACCAUGAAAUUCAUUCUACUUAUCCAUUUAUACAGGGUGAGAAAACAAAGUCAGUCAGUCAGUUCUUUUUAGCAAAGUUUGAGGCUAUGUCAGAUUCUCAAUUUUUCAUGUUGGUCAUUUUUCUAUGCAUCUUUUUGAUCUUUGGACUAUACUAAAAAAAAGUGAUUUCAAAUUUUUUUCGAAAGUUGGCUAUAACUCGAAUUUUAAAGGAGUGUUACAUUUAUCCCUAAAAAGGUACUUUUGGGGUUUCUCUUGGGAAUGGGUGUCUAUCCUACUGGCUGCGCCAGUUAUGUUGCCGAAAUGACCGUUCGGGUUUAAAAAAAAAUUAUUUUUACUUUACAAGACUGACUACAGUAUAACUUGAAAUAUUUUACAAUGGAUAAAAUGUACAAUACGACGAACAAACGAGGAAUCUGCGGAAAGCAUGAAGAACCUCUAUUUAUCAACUCGGGCUUGGAUGCUUUCUUCAGCAUUUUCUUCUUCCACGUGCAUCCUUUUCUGCAUCAUAACUUACAUAAAAAUGUUAACCAACUGCGCUAGAAAAUUGAUGAAGCAGAAAUAAAAGUUAUGGAAAACGCAAAUUUAUUUCAAAGAUUAAAGGACAAUUUUAUUAGGUGUCGCUUGUAUAUAGAAAAUAAUGGAGGUCAUUUCGAACAUGUAGGUGGUAAGGAUUCUAUUGCGUUUCUUGCCAACGUGACAUGAUACACUCAUCGUAGCAAAAUGAAAUUUUCAGGGUUUAUUCUACAAGGAUUUAAAUUGAUUUUAAAAUAUAAUGGAUAAUGAAAUUCAACCUCAAUUUUUUUUACCGCUCUCCAAAGUUGAGGGUGGAAGCGAUUUUUCACAAAAAAAAUUAAUUUAAGAUUUUUUGCGUUGAUUUCUAAUAAGCUCUGUUGAAAAGUGAGAUAACCAUAACCUAAAACUAACCAUUUAGCUCAUCUUGGAAAACAAAUCACAGCUCUAAACCUAAUGGCUUAGUUGUAAUUGCGAUUGAAAGUUCAUUCUCCCGUUUUUUCAAAAUUGCAAAUAUACUAACUAUAAAAUUUCGGAUCACACAUAUACGGGUCCAUUCGCUAUGACAUCCGUUGAUCUACUACUAACUUUACACCCUGUCGAUAAAUAAAAUAAAUAUACAGAUCGAACCGUGAAUGUGUUCUCAAAGAGUUGGUCAAGAACCUCUAGAGUACCGUUCCGAAAAUAUCGAGAUUUGAAUUUAGGUAAAAUUUUCUAUGUUGCAAAACAAACUAACUGGCCACCAGUUUAGCUUCAGGGGCAGCCUAGCAUUUAUUAUUCGAUAAUGUUGCAAGCUUUGGGGAUGUACAUCAUAAAUUUUAUUACCCGAGCAUAUUUUUCAAAUUGUGCAGAAGUACACUGUGAUUUUUUACAAGGUCAAGGUCUUACUAUAAAUUGUAGCUGCUUAGUUGUAUUAUAUGCUUCAAUCAAUGCAAGAACUUUACGCGCAAAAGACAAUCUAGUGAUAGGUGAGUGAUAACGAUAUUGUCACCCUAUAAAUACAGGGUGCGGCAGAGAGGAUGGACGGUUUUAAAAAAAUCAUAAAAUAGUUAAUUUUUACUCGAAAACAAAUUUAUUGAUGGAAUCAGGUUCACAAGGAAAUAGCAUUUGAGACAGUCAAGUGUGGAAAAUCACAUCAGGCCGAAAUCGUUGAUGCAGUGCUGUAGGCGUUCUUGGAAGUUCGCGUAGACUCUCUCCAACAUCGCUCUCUCAACUUGGGCGACUUCCACGCGAAUUUCGCCCUUCAA
This is a messenger RNA of Acanthoscelides obtectus, 4952 nucleotides long. The record is from the annotation of a GenBank genome assembly. NCBI's taxonomy places the organism in Eukaryota, Metazoa, Arthropoda, Insecta, Coleoptera, Chrysomelidae.